Molecule: messenger RNA, 6120 nt
Organism: Bacillus rossius redtenbacheri
Lineage: Eukaryota; Metazoa; Arthropoda; Insecta; Phasmatodea; Bacillidae
Product: guanine nucleotide exchange factor for Rab-3A-like
Exons: 10
Coding region: 296-1663 (455 amino acids)
Biological process (GO): exocytosis
Cellular component (GO): Golgi to plasma membrane transport vesicle
Molecular function (GO): guanyl-nucleotide exchange factor activity
Source: RefSeq, a predicted model, not a curated record
CCUCGCAAACUGCACAAGUGUUCAGUUUGCCAAGAGCUUGCCGCACAGUACGUUUGCGUCCGUGCGUGUAUUCGUGUGUGUGUGAUAGCGGUUGUCACUUUGUCACAGUUUGUCUGCACGAGAAAAUUGUGUGAUGCGUCGUCGUACAUGAAUUCGUUUCGGAACUCUUAGAUCCAAUUCCACGACACAUGGAAAUAGGGUCAACCAUCGCGUCAGCUCGACUUGCAGACGGCAGGGUGUAGUGCCUCGACCCCGGAGCUGUGCUUCACCUCUGGAAGGCGGACAUGAGCCCCUCAUGAAGGCCACUGAGGCGGCCGCGGAGCCGCGCAGGAACGGCUUCCUGAACGCCCACCAGCACUCCACGGACGAGGAGGAGGAGGACAACGGAGGCGGCGGGGCGCCCCAGACCGAGGACCCCAGGGCGACAGGGGGCCCGGGGGCGGAGCCCAAGAAGAGCCUGAUCGCCACGCUGGGCGGCACGCACCUGGGCUCCGCCGACUUCCCGGCGCUGAACGGCGGCGGCGGCGGCGCCCGCUUCGAGACGGUGCGCAUCAACCACGUGGGCACGCGGCUGUCGGACCGCAUCCUGGUCCCGUCCUCGCCGCCGGCCGAGCCUGCCGCCGGCCGCCUGCUCAACGGCGACAAGGAGCCGGAGGACCUGGAGACCAGCUGGGACCGCACCGUGGCCGAGGUCAAGGAGCAGGCCUUCGCGCGGCUGCAGGACGAGCUGAAGAAGGCGCGCGUCGAGCUGCGACUGCGAGACGAGGAGGUCAGCCGUCUGAGCCGCAUCAGGGAGGAGGUGGAGUCCGAGCUGGAGGACCUCACCGCCAGCCUCUUCCAGGAGGCGCACAACAUGGUGCGCGAGGCGAACGUGCGACAGCUGGCGGCCGAGAGGUCGCUGAAGGAGAGCCAGAUGCAGGUGGACGUGCUGCUGGCCGAGGUGGCCGCCCUCAAGACGCUGGUGCUCACGUCCACGCCGAGCCGCCCCAACCCGCACCUGCACCCGCAGAUCGACCCCAGCCGCUCCAAGGACGACGCCAGCGUCACGGGAGUGAGUCUGUUCACGAGGAAGCACCGCCGCUCGCCGUCGCACUUCAACCUGAAGUACGGCCGCGAGAACUCCCCGCCCGAGUCGCCCGUCAAGGAGUCGAGGGCGUCUCUGCCGGAGCCGGUCGUCUCGGAGGCCAGGGACGGCUGCGAGGUGGACCCGGUGGUGCACCGGGAGUUCGUCUCGUGGCGGCAGGCCCCCAGCAUGGACAAGGGCGACCCCUUCAUUGCGCGCGUCUACGCCGAGGACAUCGCGACGUGCCUGGACUUCUGCAACGAGGAGCUGGCGGCGAGGGUCGGCUCGGCCGUGGAGACGGGCAACAUCUUCAUCGAGGCCGUCAGUGACAAGGCCAAGAACCUGUUCCCCAAGAAGUGUGCCCUGCUGGAGGCCCCGCGGCAGUGCCACUACCGCAUGAAGCUGGGCGACCAGGAGCAGUGGUAUUGCAUCUCCCAGAUCUGCCGCAACCGGAUAACGGCGGUGUGCGACUUCCUGAACUACCUGCGCUACAUCGAGAGGGGCCUCGUGAAGAGCUCAGUUCACGACGUCUACUGGGAGAUAGUUCGCCUGAGGAAGGAGAUGGUGCUGGCGAGACUUGGCCUGCCCCUGUCCUCCUGAAGAGACGCGUCUCGCGCGUCGCGCACGGCGUCCGAAGCAGCGUCAACGCGGUCCGCCUCGGGUCGGCAGUCCGAGCGAGGCGCCGGUGGGGAGAACGGGAAACCCUGCCGACAGAGGGUCUCGGGAAAAGCAGUCUCCUGUUGUAGUCGAUAGUUUAUUUUUCUGAGACAGCUGCUUCAAGCCCGAGUUGUUAAGCUGAAGUUCUUGGCUGGUUGCCAGAAAGCUCCGAGCAAAAUCCUGUGGCAGCAUUGGGAACUUACAGUUUCGGAAUGAAAUGUAAGUGAUGUUAGACUUAACGUAACUUUUUUUUUGGGAAAAUAGCGGAUUUUUUUUUUGGAUGAUGAACAGGGCUUCCAAACUGCUGUGAAGAAAAAAAAAAUGUUUGGGUUCAUUUUAGCGUGUGCCAUUGAAGUAUGAUGUUGUAAUAACAAAAAAAAAAAUCCUUGAAAUGUGGAAGAGAUGAUCUGUCAAAAAAGCUUUCAUUAUCGAUAUUAUCAUGCUUCUUGAGUAUUUGCUGUUAGCAAAAAUAAUUUUCUCAUAUAUUGUAAUUAUUUCAUGUAUAAUUCAUCUAUAUGUACUUCAAACUGAAAAUGUAGCAAUGCUGUUAUACUUAAAGAUGUAUGUUGAAUUAUCUCAUUUGAUUGGGUACAUAACAAGAAGUGAUGGUCUUUUUUGUAUUCGUGAAUAUGAAUACGCAUGUAUCCGCAAUGAUUACUUUUAUAAAUACGGAUAUAUUCAUAUUUAUAGGUGUGAAUACAAAUAUAUGAAUCAAAAAUAUUCAUAUUUCCAUAUUUAUAUUCAGGUCAGUUUUAUAAAUUCUUCUGAUCAAAUUCAGGUGGAAUCGCGUAGUUAUACGUGGCAAUCAAAUAUUUGAAAGUUUUUCUGUUACAAAAUAAUGAAUUGAAAUUUUUGUUGACGAGUACUUCACCAAAAUUUUAAUUUUAACUUCUGCUAGUUAUGUCCUUAUUUUAAAAAGAACAAUACAUCAAGGAAAGCAGAAAUGUGUGCAUGACGAUUGAAAAUUUGCAUAUUAUUUGAUAGGCAAUUAUAGAUAUGCAAAUAAAUACACAUACAGCCAUUUAAAUAUGAAUAUUGUUGACUUCACACCUAUAACUACAAAUAUAUUCAUAUUCAUAGAAAAUUAUAUUUACAAAUCAAUUAUGACCAUCACUACAAGGGAGUUUAUGUAGAAUUCUGAUGGAACAGCUAUGGCAAUACAAAGAUUCCAUCUAUGUUCAUGCUGAAAGAUUAUUUCGCUGAAACUCCUUGUUUUGUGCUUGAAUCAAACCGCUAUAUAAAAAAAAAAAUUGUUAGCGAAAGUAGUAGUUCUGGAUGUUAUUUUUCUCAAUUUUAUCGGUUGUCACAUGUCUAUAUGUUAAUUGUGAGGGGAAUUGUUCACCGCGCAGGCUGAGAUAUUGCACCUGACAUCUCGCCAACAUUGCUUUAACAGUGUAACUUAAAUUACUGGGUGGUUUUGAGCCAUUUUAUUCUUGGCGGCCCCCAACAUUCUACACCUUUCCGGUAUGUUGUAGCAACAUGAAUAUGUAACUGGAGCGUCUUCCAUGAAACUAAGACUCAACAUUGUGCUCACAUUUUCCUUUUUAGCACGAGGGAGGGUUGGUACCUUGUGCUGAGGCAAGCGUUUCAACAGGUCAUCAACAAACAAAUGAAAACAAGCUAAAAAUACAAGUUAAAAAAAAAGUUAUGUUCCAUUUUUAUCUAAAAUACAUGUGCAUUUGCAUUUGCAUUGCAGUCUUUUCUUAGAAUGAAUUAUUUAGGGUAGGUUAGUAAAUUUUAAUCCAAAUGUGUUUCUUUCUGGUUCGGAAUCGGUGAAUCGGCAACAAUUGUAUCAGCAUAUCGGCAAAAUUUUGUGAAUUGGUUCAGAUCUAGUGUAGGUCUUUGGCUGCUUCUCUUUCUCUCUCAGACCAAGAUAAAAAAAUUUGUUUCUGAAAAAUUUUUAGUUUUAGAAUAUUCUGUAUCAUUAUCUGUAUCACAAAAAUUGGUACAUUCCCUUUUGAUUUUGAUAAGCAACUAUGCCAUUGAAAGUCCAGAUGAAAUGAAUAUUAAGAGUGCCAAACGAAAGUAUGACUACACUAGUUACAAGUUACUUACAUUCUUCUCUGAGAGAAACAUAUUUGAAGUAUACAAAUUUGUAUAUAAAAUCCAGUUGUUAAUGUUGUCAUAUCUACCAAAACAUGACUUUGAAUAACUAAAUGUAUUUUACAGUUCUAAAGUUUAAGAAACAUUAAAAUAAUUUAACAAAAAAUUUUUAUCAAGAAGAAUUUAAAUAAUAAUUUCCACUUUGUUAAAAAAAGAAAGUAUUGUUUUAGUUUUAAAAUGAGAACUCAUCAACACAUCAUCUUCGAGCAAAUGUCACGUUUCUCCAAUGGCGUGGUCUCUCAUUCACUCCUCGAAGAAAUGUCAUUACGCUGUAAAUACAUAUAUUUUUAAUUAGCAGAGCUCAGAUGGGUGCAGUCUUCUCGUUUCCCUGAACUCUGGAACAAGAGGCAUGCAGUGCGCAUCAUUCCAAAAAUGAAAUUGAUUAUGCAUGUCUUCGAAGAACAGGAGAGUAAUACACAGAAUGGAAUAGAUGUUUUCUAUUCGGGAAGCGGUAUUUUCAAAGUCCCUUGUCAAUCUGGUUGCUACACAGCCCCCAACAGCACUUUUUAUUUGUUAAUGUAACUUGCUUAUUCCCUACUAUUCGUUAAAGUACAGAAUAAGUUAAUAAGUUACAAUUCUACGAGAUAAAGUAAUUCAUUACAAGUAAAAGUUACUCCUGAAUAGUCAUCAGUAAAAAUACAAAAAAAAAAAAAUUCAAAUUACUUUGCAUUUAAUUAUAAAUUUGUAAUACUUUAAAAAGUAUAUUUAUUAUUUACCUAUCCACCCAAAAUAUUGCUUUCUUUUAAACUUUAUACUAAGGUGUAUUUCAAUGUUCAAACAGUUAUUUCUUUUAACCGCUUGUUUUGGAUUUCAAAAUAAAUCUUCAAGAACAGUUAACAAAAUUACUUUGUAGGAGAUAUAACAACUUACAAGUAAUAAUCACUCAUAAUUAUCACAAUUACUUUCAAUUUGUUGCAUGCCAUGGUGAUUCCAUAUAAUUGUUGUUUUUUACUGUGGUCAAAUAUUUGUACAUAUUGAAACAGGUAGAUACUCCCCAAAACCAUAGAAUACUGUGUUACAAGUAAUGUGUACUAAUAAACAAUUCCUGUGUAAAUAUGAAAGAUAAAAAUGCAUUUUUAUCUAGAAAAAUGUUCUGUGAAAUAUACAUUUCAUAUGAUCAUCAAAUUUAACAGUUUUUGAAAUUUACCCUCACAUUAUAAGUCGCACGACUCAUGUUAAACUGAGAAUUGAAUUAUACUUUAAUGGUUCUCUACAUCCAUAUUGUUCUUUAAACCAAAGAAACAAACUGUUACGUAUGUAGCAGAAUGUACAAGUCCCAAAAUGGUUACAAACAUAUUCAUUAUAAAUUUUUUUUGAGUAUGCUAGUGCUGUUAUUUUAGCUGUGCAUUUUAAAGCUUGCUGUUAUUGUUUUUUAAAUAAAUAUUCUUGUUGAUUGUCAUAUAUGUAUAUAUGUGUUUAGACUAUAGAUGGACACUAAUAAAUCAUAAACCUGCUUGUUCAUUGUUAUGAAUAUAUUUUAAGGCAUAAGCAAUUAUAAGUUGCGUUCCUCGGGAAAGUGUUGAACAUGAUCCCGUUUAUAAUAACUAUUGUACUUUAUCAUGAAAUUGUUCAUCAGUUUAUUGGUAUCUACUGGCCAAUACUGAACUGAUAAAAUUCAAAAUUAAUAUAAUAAUUGAAGGUCACACAUUUUGUGCUUACGAAUAAAAACUCAAAUAAUUCCUGCACAAUUAUUGUACCUACUGCUUUUUUUACCUGCAAACCAUAUAGUUGGAGCGCUCAAGGCAUGUAUUGGUUUGCAUUUUAUCGACUGAAACACGGACAGAAUUAAUGAAAAAAAUUAUCAGAAAAAACUUUGCAUGAAUUGAAGCUAUAUUAACAAACUAAACGUGCAGUUCAUAAACUUUAUUUAAAUAUGUCCUAGUAAAAAGGUCCCUGGUAAGUGUUUUCAUUUUUUUGUUCACAAAUUGAUUUUUCCAUUAAUAUUUUUUUUUUAAUAGUUUUAGUAAGAUCACUACUCUCAGCAGAAUUAUGAACAUAAAAUAUUGACUGCAUUAGUUCUUAAAGCAGGCAUUUGUAAAGUUUACUUACAAUAAAUUAUCACAGAGUAUGUCAUGUAUUUUCAUCAUACGUAAGUCAUACUGGAAAUGUUAAAGCUUAAAAGUUAAUUUAGUCUUCCAUUACAGAACGACCUUUGUGAUAUACUAAAUGGCUAUAAAAUGUUCAAUAAAAUUGUAACAUAUCUGAAAAUUGUAUCUAGUGCGAAUUUGUAACAUAAAAUACUCAUUCUGUACUCUCAGUAUGUUCUUGAAAUUAAAUUAGAAUAAAUUUUGAGUUGA